ACUAGAGUACGUACUGUACGUCUUUGAAUGUGGGCAAGCCAUUUCUUUCCUUUUUGACUCUUGAGCAACUCAAUUUGCGACCAGAUUUAGAAGAUAACAGUCCUGCUUCCUAGUCAUUAGCAUUGAAGACGAUAUGAAGCUCCACUGACAUUGGCAUCUCAUCCACCUUGAUCGGUCAUGUGUCUUCAGUUUGGCAGUGAUAUCCGUGAGACAUGGAACCAAUUCAGCCACCCUUAGGGGAUAUCCAGCCCAAAGGGUUGAAGUUCACCAUUGAAGAAAUUCUAAAGCCGGAUCAGCCGAAGACCAAGGCUAGAAAGGAUCCCAAACCCUCGAUAGCCUUCAAUUACAACUUGCCAGCCUGGAUCUUUUGCACGCGGUAUUCAGAUCGACCUUCCUCAGGAAGUCGAGCACGAAAAUCCAAACUGGACCGAAGAACUCAGCCGUCCAAACCUGAGAAAGAGACGAAGAAGAAGGUCCAAGUCAUCCCCCACCAAGAUUCUUCUUCUUCCUCCUCUCCUUCUUCUUUUUCUUCUUCUUCUUCUUCUUCAUCGUCAUUAUCAUUUUCUCAUGAUAAGAGACCUCGCACUGCUUUCAGCACCGAGCAAUUAAAACGUCUGCAAAAUGAGUUUCGCACAAACCGUUAUCUCACCGAGAGCCGAAGAUCCAGUCUGGCCCAGAGCUUAGGGCUCACCGAGAAUCAAGUGAAAAUCUGGUUUCAGAACAAACGAGCCAAGAUGAAAAAGGCCCGACAAGUUGCUCACCCCAACUUAAUAUGAAAUCUAAUUUAUGAACUCUUUCUAUUAGUCCGGAGCCUUUGGCUCAAGAGGCAUACAUAUACAUAUGCAGUAUCUUAGUGACAUUAUACUCUACAAUUCGAAAAGCCGCAAGACCACAGAGUCACUAACUUAUGAAAUGCUCUUGGAGCUCAGCCACCACAGUAGAAGUUGAAGAGUUCAUUGGAAAUAAAGAGUC
Tigriopus californicus is the source of this 972-nucleotide messenger RNA. RefSeq names its product homeobox protein engrailed-2-A-like. NCBI's taxonomy places the organism in Eukaryota, Metazoa, Arthropoda, Copepoda, Harpacticoida, Harpacticidae. Gene Ontology annotation, cellular component: nucleus. Gene Ontology annotation, biological process: regulation of transcription by RNA polymerase II; neuron differentiation. Gene Ontology annotation, molecular function: DNA-binding transcription factor activity, RNA polymerase II-specific; RNA polymerase II cis-regulatory region sequence-specific DNA binding. The record is from RefSeq and is a predicted model, not a curated record. The transcript has 2 exons. The coding region runs from base 213 to 776 and encodes 187 amino acids.